Messenger RNA from Purpureocillium lilacinum, 1230 nucleotides. The record is from RefSeq and is a predicted model, not a curated record. Lineage: Eukaryota; Fungi; Ascomycota; Sordariomycetes; Hypocreales; Ophiocordycipitaceae.
AUGACUCCGAGUCCCUUUAGAGUUAUUGUUGUCGGUGGUGGCCCGGUCGGGAUGACAGCCGCGCACGCUCUCUCACGCGCAAACCUUGACUUCAUCGUGCUCGAGCGCCGCGCCAAAAUGGUUGAAGAUGCCGGCUCAAAUCUUGUUCUCCUUCCCAUAGGAUUGCGUGUGUUGGGCCAGCUAGGCUUGCUCCCCAAGAUCGAGAGCGUCAGCUCACCCAUGAGCCGUUUCAGGCGCAUGGAUCAUAACGGACGCGAUCUUGGCGACACCCUGUGGUUCACAUACUUUAAGGAAAAGUCGCCACGGGGCCUACCCACGACGGAGGCGAAGGCAAAGCUUCUCCCUGGCAAGAAGGUCAUAGAUGUCUCUUCCGGCCCUGACGGCGUCAGCGUGACUUGCGCGGACGGCACCUCGUAUACCGGAACCGUCAUCGUCGGCGCUGAUGGUGCCCACAGCCGGGUGAGAGACUUGAUGCGGACGGCGGCCCUUCAAGCACCGCCCACCACCGAGAACAAAAUCAAUGAAGCGGAGCCGUUCCUCACUACCUACCGUGCCAUGUGGCUCUUCGCUGGCGAGGGCACCUCGGUCAUCGGAGUGUACGAGCGCAUGGAGAAGCCGACGCGCGAAGGGGUGCGGUACAACCAGGCAGACGAGGAGAAGUUCAUAGAAAGGUGGGGUCACCUGCCCAUUAUCGAGGGCGGGUUGACGAUCAAGGAAGCCUAUACCAAUCGGACCCAAGCCGGCAUGGUGAAUCUUGAAGAAGGCGUCGUCGACCAUUGGAGCUGGGACCGAAUCGUUCUUGUCGGCGACGCGGCGCACAAGUUCACGCCAAGCACUGGCGCGGGCUGCAACAACGGCAUCGUCGACGUUGUGGCGCUCUCUAAUGAGAUGUACCACGCCUUCAAGGCUGUCCGGGCCUCGGACCCGGAAGCCUUUCCGACCAAGGAACAGGUGUUCGCUGCGUUUGAGGGCUAUCAGCUCGCGCGCUUCGAGACGGUCAAGGCUGGCCUCGCCGGUGCAAGCCAAGCCACCGGCGCCGCGACGUGGGCGGAUACAACACACAAGUUUGUGGACCGCCAUAUCCUCUCAAAGCAGUCGCUUCAGAAGUUCUUUGCCAAUCGGAACGCGCCGGCGCUGGCCCGUACACCUGUCUUCGAGUAUGUAGAAGGCGAGGAGCAGAUGGUUGGGAAGUUUCCCUGGGCUCAUCCCAUCAAGCCGGCGUCCUCCUAG